AUCGGGUCGACCUCGACUUUUUGUUUAUAAGCAAAUCGAGUCCUCCAAGAGCUAGGAGAUCGACAUCGACAUCAGCAGCUCCACAUCACUCACAACUGAAACAACCGUAACGACAACGACAUCCACCAUGUCACCAUCACUUCCGGCAUCCCACUUUCUCUCGCUCGCACCCAACCACACCGCACCCCCCGCCUCUCUCCUCUCCCCAUCGACAUCACAACAGACCACCUCGUCCGCCCUCACUCGAUCUGCCGUCAACACCGCCACCACCGCCUCGGCCGAUUUCGAUGUCGACGUACGGACGGGUUUCUUGCCCUUUGAACCGGCCGUAGCGAGGUUACCUGACGAAUGGGCGGUAUGGGAAGAAGCGUUGAGCGCGGCCAGGGGAGGCGGGGUCGUCGGACAAGGGUUGAGGUUGGGUGGAGGUGGAUCGUCGACGGACCAGAGGGAGGAGGUAUGGAGACGAGGCAUCCAGACGAUGAAGGUCCUCCCUGUGGCGCCACUUCGACGAUCGCUUCCACUCCUUCGUCGGGCGCACCAGGUCCUGACCUUUCUCCUCCAUUUCUACGUCCACACCCACCCGGCCCCCGCCAACGGACCUAGGACGACACCCCUGGAGAUCCCGGAGAGCAUCUCCAUCCCGCUCCUCACCGUCUGUCCUCUCCUCGGUUUGCCUCCUAUCCUGACGUAUGCGGAUACGGUCCUCUACAACUCUCACCCUACCGACCCAUCCCUCCCUCCUUCGUUCGGCUCGAACCCGUACGACCAGACGUUGGAGACGUUUACCAACACCCCGGACGAAUCCCACUUUUUCCUCACUUCCACUCGGUGUGAACUCGCCGGCGUCCAGGCCCUCUCCCUGAUGCGUGCUUCGCUGGACGAAGCGUUCAUGGCCGACCCGCUCGCCCUCACCCGGUUGACAUCCUAUUUGGCAGAGUUGGCAGGGAGGAUCGACGAGAUUGGGGAUAUCAUACUGGACGUGAUGAAAGGGUGUGACCCUGCGGUGUUUUACCACGUGGUCCGACCUUGGUUCAAGGGCGGGGAUGCCGAUGGUCCAGGGAGCGCCGGGUGGGCUUUCUUGGGGAAAGGGUUGGAGAACGCUCAGGAUGGCGAGUUUACCGGCAACGACAACGAGGAGGACGAGGAUAUGCAGACGAGGGAGUUGAAGGCGAGGAAAUUUUCCGGACCGAGUGCCGGUCAGAGUACCUUGAUCCACGCGUUGGACGUCUUUCUGAACGUCACCCAUUCGCCACUCGAAGAUCCCGCCUCGACUUCGAACGGCCAAGAAGACUCCAAGCAGACAAAGACGGCGGAGACGACGUUCAUGACCCGAAUGCUCGAGUACAUGCCUGCCCCUCACCGAGCCUUCCUGACGCACCUCGCCUCGCACCCUCAUCCCGUCCGACAAUUGGUCCUCGACAACCAGCUCGCCCGACCUCAACUGGUUCAAGCUUACGAUAGCGCCCUAGGGGCGUUGAAGCGGCUGAGGGAGAAGCAUAUGAGGGUGGCUACCCUCUAUAUCAUCCAACAGGCUAGGAAACCUGUCACGGAAGAGUUGAUCAGGAUGGGCGCUGCGGCGCCAACCCCUGAGACCGCUCCUGCUGCUGCCUCUUCGUCAACGGGUUCGAAGAAGCUCGACCUGAGUGAAUUCAUCCACGAGGCCGAGGCCAAGAAGGAAGCGGACGAGGAGAUCAGGGGUACGGGAGGGACGGCGUUGAUCAAGUUUUUGAAGAUGUGUCGGGAUAACACGAACAAGACGAGGAUCGGCCGAGGUUAGAUCAGGACCGUGGGAGUAGGAUGGACGUUUGCGCUUGCAUAGGAUAGGAUAUAGAUGUGUAGCAUGUUGGAGGAUUGUUGUCAUUCGUUUACUUUACUUUAGAGGUUGUAUUGCUGCAUAUACCACGUUCGUUGCAUUCUUG
Molecule: messenger RNA, 1919 nt
Organism: Filobasidium floriforme
Lineage: Eukaryota; Fungi; Basidiomycota; Tremellomycetes; Filobasidiales; Filobasidiaceae
Product: putative tryptophan 2,3-dioxygenase
Exons: 1
Coding region: 128-1777 (549 amino acids)
Biological process (GO): 'de novo' NAD+ biosynthetic process from L-tryptophan
Cellular component (GO): cytoplasm
Molecular function (GO): heme binding; metal ion binding; indoleamine 2,3-dioxygenase activity
Source: RefSeq, a predicted model, not a curated record